Molecule: messenger RNA, 2243 nt
Organism: Falco peregrinus (peregrine falcon)
Lineage: Eukaryota; Metazoa; Chordata; Aves; Falconiformes; Falconidae
Product: laforin-like
Exons: 4
Coding region: 1-915 (304 amino acids)
Source: RefSeq, a predicted model, not a curated record
AUGCCGGGGGCCGGAGCCGCGCGGCUUCGCCCGUUCCGCGCGGGGGGGAGGGGGGGGGCGGCGGGUCACGUGCCCCGCGGGGGCGGGGCGAGCCCCACAGAGGCGCGCGUGCAUCCGGUGUUUACAACAGCGCCGGCGCUUCGCGUGGCCGCGGUCCCGCGCGGCGGAGGGGCGCAGCCGAGCGGCGGGGCCGGGGGGGGGGCGCGGGCGGCGGGUGGCUGCCGCGCAUGCGCCCGCGGGCGAGGGGCGGCGCGGGUGGCGGAGCGGCGCGAGGAGAGAUUUCCAAUCGGUAAAGCGGGCGGCCCGGCGGAGGGGCUGGGGGGCACCGCGGCGGUGAGCCGUGACCGGCCCGCGGUGGUGGCGGGCGCUGCACUCUCUUUUCUUCCGCCCCCCUCCGCCGCCGUGCUGUGGGAGCGGCGUCCCGGCGGCGGAGGGGUGCGGGGCCUGCGGGACUGCCCGCCGCUGGGCCUGCGGGGCUGGGGAGCAGUGCGGGCGGCCCCGGCCCGGCCCUACGCGCGCCCCUUCCCCCGCACGCUCGGCCUCGCAGAGAGGACGGCGGCCCCCGCCUGCGGCCCGCCCGCCUUCGCGGCACUGCCCUCCUGGCCGGGGCGGGCGCCCUCCGUGCUGGCAGGGCAGCCCGUGUGCUGGCGGCAGCCGCGGCUGGGCGACGCUGUGGAUAGCGACGCGACGGGAGCAGCAGCAUCCGGCCACCGGAACCGCCGCUCGGUGCUCGGGCUGCUACAGCCGCGGCGGCGAAGCAGCGCGGCGCGGUUGCUUAAAUUUCCUACAGCUGAAUCACAGCAUUCUAAAGGGGAUCUGCCACUCUGCCUAAGCAAGAAGUCGAGCUGUUUCCAUACUAGCGUAACAGUCAUCUCCCAGGCGGAAGGUGUAUCUCCAUGGAUGGCACUGAACUGAACUGAAAGGGAACCUGUAAGGCAAUUCAUUUUCUUUAUGCUUCAAUUUCUGCUGAUAGAUACACCUCGAGCCCCUGGCAGACAGAAAGCCUACAAAGUACUGAAGCCACAAUUACCAAAGCGCUCAGAGGUCUAGCAUAGCAUGUCCUAAGACAAAUUUCUCAAAAGACAUUCUCCCCUAACAUUAAAAAGAAAAAUAUAUGGACAAGUUGGUUCAUCAUCUCUGAGAAUAGUGAUGCAGCAGGUCUACAAAUUUUCUCGAGUUACUAUGGGCGAUGCAUACUUUUUUCUUCUCCUGUGUAAGCAAUGUUCGGAUUCGUAAUUCAGAUUCAUGAGCCUAGUUCUAUUAGGACUCCCUGCAAAUCUAGUUUCCAGAAAUACCCUUCCAACACCUAACCUUCAUUAAUUUUUAUGAAGGAACCUGAGCCCACCUCUAGACACAAAUAUGUGUAUUACCUUAGGUACAGAAUCCCUUUGAGGGUUGAGUGUUGCAACAGGAAGGCUGUGAGAUGCUGGUGGAAUAAAAGAGAUCAUCAUUCCUCUCUCUUACACAAAUCAACUCCAGAUUUAUUCAGAGAUCAUCAGGAGAUUAGCAGUUGUUCUUCCAAGCAAGCAGCUUCCAAUAUCAACAGUGCUGACUUAGAAGGAGGAAAGUGGAUUUGGGAGCAUUUUCCUCUCCAAGCACAGUAUUUUUCUUAUCCUGCUUUCUCCUGUUUGAAUUUCUCCACGUAAAAGGGGAAGGGCAAAAAAACAGGCUUCUGUUUGAUAACUGUUUUCCUACCUGUUACUUUUGCCAGCAGACUCUGCAGACUUUAUAAAUACAAAGUGAUUAUUUGAAAGGUAAAAAAGAUACAGACAAAACUUGCAGACUUAUUUGAAGAAGAAUGCAGAAUAAUCUAAUACGGAGCCUGUACUGUCAUUUGAAGAAUAAAGAUUUCCUAUAUCAGAACACAAUAAUUUGGCAUCGUUCCAUUUUGGGCAUUUUUAAGCAAUAACCAUUGCUAAUUUGUUUGUCAAGGAUUUUUUCAGCAAAGGGUGAGACUUUUGGUUUUAAGAACUGUUGAAUAUCAGGAAAUAAAUCAAUGAAGAAAGCUUACAGAAACCUCAAGCAUCGUUCCUUUAGUGUUUCUAAAAUUCAGUGAACUGAAUUUUUUUGCACAAGUAUAAUUCCACCAAAUAUUAAUGUUUACAACCUGAGUGCUAAUUACAUGAUCUAAUUUUGGAGCAUUCUAAAAGUUUAUUUCUGAAUAAGUUCACUUUUGCUUUCUUUCAUUUGGCAUCUUGGUUUUCACAAAAGAAAUAAAAUCAUCAAAGCUGGAAACAAAUCAA